AUGGCCGCGCUGCCCGGUGGGAACAUGGCGGGGGGCGGCCGGGGGGCGCGGGUGGUGCUGCUGCUGCUGCUCGGCGGCUGCCUGGGCCGGCGGCCACCGGCUGCCGCCGCCGCCGCGCCGCCCGCCGCCGCCGUCGUCCCCCCCCCUCGGCGGGCGGCGGAGGAGACGGUGAUCAUCGGCCUGCGGCUGGAGGACACGGACGACGUCUCCUUCAUGGAGGGGGGCGCGCUGCGGGUGAGCGAGCGGACGCGGGUGAAGCUGCGGGUCUACGGGCAGAACAUCAACAACGAGACCUGGUCGCGCAUCGCCUUCACAGAGCACGAGCGGCGGCGGGGCGGGCGGGCGGCGGCGGGGGCGGCGGGUCGCGGCGGCGGUGGGGGCGGCGGCGGGGCGGCGGGCGGUGGCGGCGGCGCCCCGCAGCGCUGCGGCAUCCGCACCUCGGACAUCAUCAUCCUGCCGCACAUCGUGCUCAACCGCCGCACCUCGGGCAUCAUCGAGAUCGAGAUCAAGCCCCUGCGCAAGACGGAGAAGAGCAAGUCCUACUACCUGUGCACCUCCGUCUCGGCCCCCGCCGCCGCCGCCCUGGGGCCCGGGGCCACCGGAGGACUGGCGGGCGCCGAGGGGCCGGCCGGGCCCCCGCCCUGGGGUGAGACCACCUGGAUCUACCAUGACGGCGAGGACACCAAGAUGAUCGUGGGCGAGGAGAAGAAGUUCCUGCUGCCCUUCUGGCUGCAGGUCAUCUUCAUUUCGCUCCUCCUCUGCCUCUCGGGCAUGUUCAGCGGCCUCAACCUGGGCCUCAUGGCCCUGGACCCCAUGGAGCUGCGCAUCGUGCAGAACUGUGGCACGGACAAAGAGAAGAACUAUGCCAAGCGCAUCGAGCCCGUGCGCCGCCAGGGCAACUACCUGCUCUGCUCCCUCCUGCUGGGCAACGUCCUGGUCAACACCACACUUACCAUCCUGCUGGAUGACAUCGCCGGCUCCGGGCUGGUGGCCGUGGUGGUCUCCACCAUUGGUAUCGUCAUCUUCGGCGAGAUCGUGCCGCAGGCCAUUUGCUCUCGGCACGGCCUGGCCGUGGGCGCCAACACCAUCUUCCUCACAAAGUUUUUCAUGAUGAUGACCUUCCCGGCCUCCUACCCCGUCAGCAAGCUGCUGGACUGUGUCCUGGGCCAGGAGAUCGGCACGGUCUACAACCGUGAGAAGUUGUUGGAGAUGCUGCGCGUCACCGACCCUUAUAACGAUCUAGUCAAGGAGGAGCUCAACAUUAUCCAAGGAGCCCUGGAGCUGCGCACCAAGACUGUGGAGGAUGUGAUGACUCCCCUCCGAGACUGCUUCAUGAUCGCUGCCGAGGCUGUGCUUGACUUCAACACUAUGUCUGAGAUCAUGGAGAGCGGUUAUACCCGCAUCCCCGUUUUCGAGGGUGACCGCUCCAACAUCGUGGACCUGCUCUUUGUUAAGGACCUGGCUUUUGUGGACCCCGAUGACUGCACUCCGCUCAAGACCAUCACCCGCUUCUACAACCAUCCGCUGCACUUUGUCUUCAACGACACCAAGCUCGAUGCCAUGCUGGAGGAGUUCAAGAAAGGCAAGUCUCACCUGGCUAUAGUACAAAGAGUAAACAAUGAAGGAGAAGGGGAUCCUUUUUAUGAAGUCCUGGGAAUUGUCACUUUAGAAGAUGUGAUUGAAGAGAUCAUCAAGUCUGAAAUUCUGGAUGAAACAGAUCUAUACACUGAUAACAAGACGAAAAAGAAAGUAGCUCAUCGGGACAGGAAGCAGGACUUCUCUGCCUUCAAGCAGACAGACAGCGAGAUGAAGGUUAAAAUAUCACCGCAGCUCCUCCUGGCAAUGCACCGGUUCCUGGCAACAGAAGUAGAAGCAUUUGGUCCAUCCCAGAUGUCGGAGAAGAUCCUUCUCAGGCUGCUAAAACAUCCCAACGUCAUCCAGGAGCUGAAAUACGACGAGAAGAACAAGAAAGCCCCAGAACACUACCUCUACCAGCGAAACAAGCCCGUUGACUACUUUGUUCUCAUUUUACAGGGGAAAGUGGAAGUGGAGGCUGGGAAAGAGGGGAUGAAGUUUGAAGCUGGUGCUUUUUCCUACUAUGGGGUGAUGGCCCUCACAGCAUCACCAGUUCCCUUGUCCCUGUCUCGUACCUUUGUUGUCAGCAGAACAGAGUUGUUAGCAGCAGGUUCUCCAGCUGAAAACAAGUCUCCACCUCGGCCCUGCGGCUUGAAUCACUCAGACUCUUUAAACCGAAGUGAUCGCAUCGAUGCAGUGACACCAACGUUAGGGAGCAGCAACAACCAGCUGAAUGCUUCUUUCCUCCAAGUGUAUGUUCCGGACUACUCAGUGAAAGCACUCACAGACAUUCAGUUUGUCAAGAUCUCAAGACAGCAGUACCAAAAUGCCCUGAUGGCAUCCCGGAUGGACAAAACACCUCAGUCCUCGGACAGUGAAAACACUAAAAUCGAACUGACUCUUACGGAGCUGCAUGAUGGUUUGCCGGACGAGACAGCAAACCUGCUGAACGAACAGAACUGCGUGACUCACAACAAGCCCAACCACAGUAUGCACAGUGAAGGAGCCAUCUAGGAGCUGACUCCCCACAACCCACCCAUCCCAUCUCCUCAGCAGGACCAGCCCUCGCUCCUUCCUGCCUCCUCCCCGAGUGUGAACACCGUUAGUAUGUGCUUGCAACACUGUGCUGCAUCCAGUGUUCUGAGACCAAAGACUUUUGCGUCCGUUCUGGGAGCAGAAGAGGAAGAAACAGGAAGAAAGGAGCAAAGAGCAAGAGAGACUAAAGCCCCAAGCGUACUUUGGGAACGGUGAGCCACCCUUGAGAACGAUGAAAAUACUUCUUGUAAAGUAGAAUCAUGUUUAUUUUUUAUCUGUAUUUUUGAUCCUUGUUGGGUUUUUCUUCCUCAAACACAUAUGGAGAAGUUUAAAAGCUCCUCCAGUUAUUUUUUCAAGAGAGAUCAUGUUUUUAAAAAGUAUUUUGCAGAGUUUUAAAUUGUUUCUGUCCCUCCCGAACCUCAAAUGGGCUCUGUCGUGGUUUUGUGAAUUGGCUCCAAUGUCCUUAGGCCUCUUUUCACCCUUCUCUGGUCCUUUUUGCUGCCCUGUUGAAGAAGUUAGUAACUGGUACUUGUAUGUUAUUUGUGUCCUAAGAAUGAGCAAGCUUCAAGGAACCUCUGGUUUCAGCCACCUGGAGGGCCAAGGGAUGAGUAUUAUUACAUUCUUCCAGUUAAGUUUCAGGGAAGGAGUUGUUACUUUGGUAUUUAGUGAUCUCUCAAAUUUCAGAAGGUUUCUUUCUAAAACAGGCAAAAGCGUUGUUACACUUACAGUUUUGUAACCUCCAGAAACUUUGCGUAUGUUGAAGAUGAUACUGGGGGGAAGGAGUUAAUUAGCAAAACUGCAGUCUCGUGAAAUGAAAGCCGGGCGUAAUUUUCCAUAGUGAAGUAACUGGGUGAUUUUUCAUUGAUGUUCCUGACAAUUGUGUGGUGAAGUAAUGUGCACACCCCAGAAUGACAAGCUUUUAAGCACUCGCGUGCUGUAGCAGUCUGCGCACUGUUACCUUGGCCAGAGCAGAUGUGCAGUCUUUGCUAAAUAACAGAGAACAUCGGUCCCCAUCCACCCUUCAAUCUCUAGUAUUAACACAAAAGAUGCUGCUACAAUUAUGCCCAAAGUACAUCCUCCAGGUGACAGUAAACCUCUGCCAGCGCAAGGAUGGGCUCUGCUGAGGGGUCGGGACCAUCCUCUCCUCUCCAAGAACUGAAAAAACUUUCCAGACAUGAGUGUAUUGCACUUCAGGGAUUCGGAGAGGUUAGUUUCCAGGCUGUUCCCAGCCACAUUCCUUCCUUUGAGUGGAUUUAGUGCAUUUCCUUCUCUCUUGACCCUUUCAACAGCCAUUUUAGGGAUUACCGUGACAGCAGAGCAGAGAGCCUCCCACCCAGCUGCCGCUAGUGCAGGGCACGCUGCGUUGGGCAGCAGAAACCAAUUCCUCCACCCCAAAAACCUGAAUGCAGACUGGGUGCAAGCAAGAGGCACCCCAUGGCAGUUGUGCAUCACACAUUCCCACUCCCACAGAUGGAGUCUAAGUCCUCAAAUGAAAAUAAAAAUGUCCCCUGCGAAUCCUCUCCCCUUCCAGUGCUGUCUCAAACAAAAUGUGAACGUUGCCCUCGGUAUCUGGAGUGAUUAAUAAAUCAGGCAUUGCGGUUUCUCUGUUUCGAGACCCUUCCGUGGCCCCUGGCUAUGUAGCAUUUCCCUUCCUUUCUUUACACUCGAAUAAUCUUAUCUGACCCUCAAAGAAGCCCCCAGCCCCAAAUGCAACUGCCAGAGCUCUCUGUGCCUGCAUGCCUGCCCCGUCUCUCCUGCUGGCGGGCUGGGGAAGGCACUUGCCGCAAGUUCCCGUGGUUCAUCUUUGUGAAUGGUGGCUGGAAAGGUGCAAUAUUUUGCUGCAGGAUCUCCGCGCAGGAAAUGGGAGUGCAUGGUGUCAGAGCCAAUUAGGUCUGCGUGUGUCUCUCCUCCUCUCUGUUUCGGCUUCAGAAAGCAGCCCUAAUUUUUGCUGUCCUCCCUGAUGGGAAAGGUGCGCUUCUUCCUUGGAGCCACCCAUGAGGAUGAAGUCCCCACAAGGGGGCAUAGAAAUUGCACGGUAUCUGACUUGUGCACCCAGUGAGGAGGAAAUGGGGCUCCCAAAACCUUACUCUCACAUUUAGCUUUUUACUAACUUUUUUUGAGCCCCAUCUAAAAGCAUUUCCUUAGUCUCCAUCCUUGCUCUGAUGCGCACCAGGCCGCCACUGCCGAGAGCACACGGCUCAGCGCCGGCACAGGCUGACCUAAGCCCUGCUCAUUCCCGGAGAGCUGCCAAUAUUGCACCUUUCUCACAAACCAAAAUGUUGAGAUGUUACAGCGUUUGUCCUCGGCGAGGGACUCGCCUCGCCAGUUUUUAUCUAGCGUUGCUGAAUGUAAAAGUUUGUCGGAAGUGUUUGACACAGUGGUGAACUUGAGAUGCAGUAUCCGUUUUGUCAAACCUGCCGGAGGAGGGAAGGCUCAAGUCAAGGCAGCUCUCUCUCUGGGACAAGGUUGCUCGCUGGAUCUGACUUCUGCUUCUUAUGGCAGGUUAUGGAUUUGUUUCAGUGUCUGUUUCCCUUUA
Gymnogyps californianus (California condor) is the source of this 5146-nucleotide messenger RNA. RefSeq names its product cyclin and CBS domain divalent metal cation transport mediator 2 (gene CNNM2). Gene Ontology annotation, biological process: transport; magnesium ion homeostasis. Gene Ontology annotation, molecular function: magnesium ion transmembrane transporter activity. The record is from RefSeq and is a predicted model, not a curated record. NCBI's taxonomy places the organism in Eukaryota, Metazoa, Chordata, Aves, Accipitriformes, Cathartidae. Gene Ontology annotation, cellular component: plasma membrane.